UUUCAGUACCAAAAGCGGUAACCCCGAGCUACACUCGGGCUUACCAUGCAGCGUUGCUCAGGGAGUCCCUGCAGCGCUUACCUUGUCCUUCGCUGGCCCCCGCGAUGUGUCCCCUGCAGCAUCCCCAGCCAUCUCCUCCGGCCGAUGCCGGCAUCUGGCUUCCGUGUUCCGGUCCCUGUGAGCGCCGGGACGUACGGGGGCCGUAACGCCGGCAAAUUUAAAAAUUUUUAGAAACUAUAAUUUUCUUAGAAAUUAAUUUGACAUAUGCUUUGUCCUGUGCCCUGCCUGCAUUUUGACUGUUCUUUCUG
Staurois parvus is the source of this 308-nucleotide messenger RNA. Lineage: Eukaryota; Metazoa; Chordata; Amphibia; Anura; Ranidae. The record is from the annotation of a GenBank genome assembly.